This is a messenger RNA of Didymodactylos carnosus, 600 nucleotides long. Lineage: Eukaryota; Metazoa; Rotifera; Eurotatoria; Philodinida; Philodinidae. The record is from the annotation of a GenBank genome assembly.
AUGUUAAAUGUUAUAUAUUCAUUUGUACAACUUUCUGUAUCACACUCUUCUAUGUCCAAAUUAGAUUUAUUUUUAAAUAAUACAUUAUGUGGUCUCAUUAUUCAAGAUUCGCCUGAUUAUACAGAAGCGCAAAUUGUUGAAGCACAAUUAAAUCUUCAUAAACGUUAUGAUUAUUUGGAAAAAAUUAAGUAUUCUGAAAUGCAAUGUUCGGAAUUUAUAAAAAUGAAUCAAUUUAAUGUGCAACCUGUUACACAAAUGGAACAAAAUUUUUCAUUAGCCUACACGAUUCUAGUAUAUCAGAAUUUAUAUCAGUUUCAAGUAUUAUUGAGACUUAUUUAUCGCGUAUCGAACUACUAUUGUAUACAUGUUGAUAAAGAUGCACCAUCUUUUAUUUAUAAUUAUGCGAAAAAAGCAAGUGAAUGUUUGAAAAAUAUUUAUGAAGCACCGGAUAGGAUCCAUGUUGUCUGGAGUGAAUUUUCAACAUUACAAGCAGAACGAACUUGUCAAAUAUUUUUACUAGAAAACUUUCCUGGAUGGAAAUAUUAUAUGAAUUUAGGUAAGUAUACAAUAAAAUUAAGAGGAUUUAGUUCAACCUACUGA